AUGGCGACUAUUAAAGCCAUCGAGGCUCGUUCGGUCCAUCAAAUCCAAUCUGGCCAGGUCAUCGUAGACCUGUGCUCCGUUGCCAAAGAACUGGUCGAGAAUAGCCUCGACGCGGGCGCAACUACAAUAGAGGUGCGCUUCAAGAACAACGGGCUGGACUUGAUCGAGGUGCAGGACAACGGAACGGGCAUCUCGCCGGAGAACUACGAGAACGUCGCGCUAAAACACCACACUUCCAAACUAUCCUCCUUCGAUGACCUCUCCAGCCUCCACACCUUCGGCUUCCGCGGCGAAGCUCUGUCUUCACUAUGCGCCCUCGCUGAAUUCCACGUCAUCACAGCCCAAGCCAACCAAGUCCCCCGCGCAAACCGGCUGGACUUUGAAACCUCCGGCAAGCUUCGCAAAACCCAGGUCGUGGCCGGCCAAAAGGGAACGACUGCCUCGGUGGAAGGCAUCUUCAAACGACUUCCCGUGCGCAGACGCGAACUGGAGAAAAACAUCAAGCGGGAAUACGGAAAAGUGUUGAAUCUACUCCACGCAUAUGCUUGCAUCAGUGCCGGAGUCAAAUUCAGUGUGCGAAAUACCGUGGGCAAAACGAAAAACGUGGUUGUUUUCUCGACGAAUGGGAAUCGUACGACGAAGGAGAAUAUUGCGAACGUGUAUGGGGCUAAGACGUUGUCUGCGUUGAUUCCGCUCGACCUCGAGCUGGAGUUUGAACCCUCUGCGCCCAUGAGACGUACUGGCGGCGGCGAUGCGCACUCCAAUAAGUUGGUGGUCAAAGGCCAUAUCUCGAGGCCCGUCUUUGGAGAAGGACGGCAAACGCCGGAUCGACAGAUGUUUUUUGUGAACUCGCGGCCUUGUGGUCUACCGCAGAUUGCAAAGGCGUUUAAUGAGGUGUAUAAAUCGUUCAAUGUCUCGCAAUCGCCGUUUAUCUUUGCGGACUUUCAGAUGGAUACGAAUGCUUAUGAUGUGAACGUGUCGCCGGAUAAGAGGACCAUUCUACUGCAUGAUGCGGGAGCUUUGAUUGAGUCGCUGAAGACAUCUUUGGUACGGCUCUUCGAUGCUACGGAUCAGACCGUUCCUCAGUCGCAGGUGCUCGGCUCUAAGACUCCGAUGGCGGCUAAGCAGCAGGCACUGGGUUCGCUUCCGGGGUUCGUUACUGCUCGGCAGCUUAGCCAGAGUACUCUCGGGUCUGCCGCCACGCCGGACCGUGAUCAGAGCAUCGACGAGUCUGAAAAGGAGUCGAAGGCAUCGCAACGGACUGUGAAAAACAGUAUCAAGCGCUUUAUGAGCACUCAAGAUGGGCCUGACCAAGUGGAUGCUCUGUCGACUCCAACGAGAUCUACCCGGACGUCCCAGCAGACACCAAGACCGUCAUUGGCCGAGUGUACUCCUUCUGUCAGGCCUGAGGUUAGAAAUGCAGAUCAGUCCGAACACGAACCAGAGCAUGAGAUGGAAGACGAAACCUCUCAACCACCUCGACGGCCCUCCCCACCCGCAGAACCGGACUCCGCACCAUCACCACCACCACAACAGCCAGAUGAGGCCGAGGAAAUGCCAAACGUGGUUCAGAAUGCCUUUGAUCGAAUGCGCCCGCGUCGAAUGCCGGCUGAGAUGGCCACCAUUACGAUUGGUGAUCAUACGGUGACCUCCAUGAUCGGCAGCGGUGGCCCGCGAAAACGACCAUCUGAUAUCGGGUAUCCGUCUAAUGGACAAUCUAAACGUAAGCGACGAAUCCAUACUCCGUCACGACCUGGUAUAUUUGGGGAGCAGAUGAAGGCGUUUGCGGCGCCCGGGACGCAGUUGAGCGAUGACGAAGAGGAAGAGGAAGAGGAAGAGGAAGGAAGUGAAGAUGCUGCAAGCGAAGGCAAUGAAAAAGGUCUUGUAGAUGAAGAGGCCGAAGAAUCUCAGGAGGAGGUCUAUUCAUCCGAACCUGAGGAUACCGACUACGCCCCGGAAGGAGACCGUGUGCCUCCUAGCCAGGAGACGGGCAAUGAUCAAAACCCAAUUGAUGAGGCGCCAGCAGCCAAGACAGAUGAAGAUGCCCUCGGUGAAGCCGAGAAAAGGGCCCAAGAAGAAGCCAUGGUUCAACAGCUCAUCCAUCAAGCCGAAGAAAAAGCCGUGCUUCCAUCCGAGCACAGCACCAGUCGCGCAAACAAGAUGAACAAGGGUGCCGCACAUCGUGAUGCCACCGUUCAACUUGUGACCACUAUCGAUGCCUCUGUCUCCAAGCUCCAAGCGCAGAUGGCGAAUCUCCGAGAGAGCCUCCGGACACAGAAUGUGCCAUCACAAAAGACAGACACCGAUCUGGGCGACGAGAAAACCGCAGAAGACCGCCUCUCGCUGACCGUCAGCAAAGCGGAUUUUGCCCAAAUGCGCAUCAUCGGUCAAUUCAACCUGGGCUUCAUCAUUGCCGUCCGGCCAGGAGAAGACCACGACGAAUUAUUCAUCAUCGACCAGCACGCCUCGGACGAAAAAUUCAAUUUCGAGCGUCUCCAGGCCGAGACCGUCGUGCAAAACCAGCGUCUCGUCCGACCCCAGCGACUCGAUCUCACCGCCGUCGAAGAGGAGAUUGUCCUCGAGAACCGCUCCGCCCUCGAAAAGAACGGCUUCAUCGUCACCGUCGACGAAAGUGGCGACGAGCCUAUCGGUCGACGAUGUCAAUUGGUAUCGCUCCCGCUUAGCAAAGAAGUUGUCUUUGGGUCGCGCGAUUUGGAGGAACUGAUCGUGCUCUUGUCCGAGGCAGCCAGUGUGAAUGGGAUUUCGGUACCCCGGCCUAGCAAAGUCCGCAAGAUGUUUGCUAUGCGGGCAUGCCGGUCCAGUAUUAUGAUCGGGAAGACCUUGACGACGCGGCAGAUGCAGCGAGUUGUGCGCAAUAUGGGGACUAUUGAUAAACCUUGGAAUUGCCCGCAUGGGAGACCGACGAUGCGGCAUUUGAUGAGUCUUGGGCAGUGGCAGGAGUGGGAUGAAUAUGAGGAUGACGGAGGGGAGGAAGAGGGAGAAGAGAAGGGUCCUUCGGGAUUGGAUGUUUGGACGCGAUACGUUGAGGAGGCGGCGGGCGAGAAUGAAGAAGAGGAAGAAGAGGAAGAAGUGGAAGAAGUGGAGGACGAGGACGAGGCAUGA
Penicillium brasilianum is the source of this 3123-nucleotide messenger RNA. The record is from the annotation of a GenBank genome assembly. NCBI's taxonomy places the organism in Eukaryota, Fungi, Ascomycota, Eurotiomycetes, Eurotiales, Aspergillaceae.